AUGCAUCCUGAAAAGCGAGGACAAUUGGAUUGGUCUAGACGCUACAAGAUAAUUGGAGGCAUUGCUCGAGGGCUAUAUUAUCUUCAUGAGGAUUCUCAGCUUAAAAUUAUUCAUCGUGAUCUCAAAGCUAGCAAUGUAUUGCUAGACGAGAAUAUGAACUCCAAAAUUUCCGAUUUCGGCUUGGCAAAAAUAGUUGGAGUUGAUUCAUCCCAAGUACAUACAAACAAAGUGGUUGGGACAUAUGGUUACAUUUCACCAGAAUAUGCUAUACAUGGGCAGUGUUCAGUGAAAUCCGAUGUGUAUAGCUUCGGAGUUCUAGUUUUAGAGAUCAUUACUGGCAAGAAGAGCAACAAAUUCUAUCAAACAGAUGGUGCUGAGAAUCUCAUGAGCUACGCUUGGAAACACUGGAGAGAUGGAACACCCUUGCAAUUGUUGGAUUCAACUCUGUCAAAUUCUUAUUCAAGAGACGAAGUGAUCAGAUGCGUCCAUGUGGGGUUGUUAUGUGUCCAGGAAGAUCCAACUGAGAGACCAACAAUGGCAACAAUCGAUCUCAUGCUUAAUAGUUACUCUGUUACUCUUCCAUCACCUCAGCAGCCGGCGUUUUACCUCGGCACUAGAAGAGAGGUGACCAUGCCACCAAACAAGCCCUGCUCUGUGUAUGAAGAAUCCAUUACUGAAUUAUAUCCUCGAUAAUGGGGGAUGACUGCUGAGCUUGUGCUUCAAGAAUCAAGAUUUUGUAUAAUAUGGUUAACUUGCAUGUACGAUAACAAACAAUAAAAAAGAA
Messenger RNA from Pistacia vera, 784 nucleotides. RefSeq names its product cysteine-rich receptor-like protein kinase 10. NCBI's taxonomy places the organism in Eukaryota, Viridiplantae, Streptophyta, Magnoliopsida, Sapindales, Anacardiaceae. The record is from RefSeq and is a predicted model, not a curated record. The transcript has 4 exons. Gene Ontology annotation, molecular function: ATP binding; protein kinase activity. Gene Ontology annotation, biological process: protein phosphorylation. Bases 1 to 693 code for a protein of 230 amino acids.